GAAAUAAGCAAAAAAGCAAGUGAAAAUCGAAAGAAGAAUAUAUAUAACCACCGACUAGGUUCGACAGGUUAUGGAGGGUUGCUUAUAAAGAAGAAAGAAGAACUUGGAAUUAAUAUCAACAACAUUGAUCGAGCGGAUACAUGGCUCCUGGGAAGAGAAAGAAAAGAUGGUGGAUAUGAUCCCGAGGUUUUGGAAGUUGCAGAAGAAAUAAAGGAGCUGAAAAAUAAGGUGGACGACGGAUCAUUUGUGCCUCGUGGAGACAAUGAUGUGCUCUCACUUGCUCUUCAGAAAAAACCAAAUGGCAGUAGAGUACAGGGUCUGGGGCACUUCAUUACCCCAACACAGUACUUUCACACGCCAAGGGCAGCCAUAACCGAGAAGGACAAAGUGCAAGAAGUAUGUGAUAGAAGGUAUGCGAUGAUGUUGCAGAAGUUUGGUGAAAUGAAAGAUCAUGUGUCCAAUGCUUUUAGUGAAAUUGGUAGCUGCAGCAAUGCCAAUAAAUCUCUGAAAAGGAAGGUAAAGUCAUAUCUUUAGUAGAUAUUUUAGCACCUUAAUUAUUUACACUUUUAUCAAAAACUUAUAAGACCCAAUCGGAGUUUGGGCCUAUUCGGCAUUAAAAAAUGUUGGUGUAGAGGUUGAACAGUCGGUGUUUAGUCCUAUGAAGGAACGCUGCAGUGCUCCUAGAAAAUCUCCCAGAUUCAAGUCAAAACAUAAUGAAAUGGAGGGUAAUAAUGAACAACCCGAUGGAGAGAGUCGUGGAAGGCAAAAGACUGUUGCAGAGGUGGAGAAACCAACAUUUACUCAUCGGAAGAAGCUAUUUGGAAGCGUUCCCAGAAGAUCCCCUCAGCACAUAAGCAAGGAUACUUUAGGACAAGCCAAUGCUCACUCCCAUGAUAUGGAUAUGAAUGAAGAGGAAGAUAAGUCUCUUGCAGAGCCCAAAAAUGGAAAAGAGCAGUCAAUAGAUCAUAUGGAAAAUGAACGAGUGGAGGGAAAAGAAAAACAGGGGUGCGAUGUGGUAUUUGUGAAUGAGAAAAGGACUGGAAUGAAAGCUAAGUCCCCACUAAAUGUGCAACGAAUGACCAGGUCCGUUGCUGAAAAAAGAAAAGAGCAAAGCGCUAACAUGAUGAUGUUUUGCAUUUUAGUGGAAAAUUGUCUAGGAGAGAUGAACAGUAUCAAGCAAGAUGCUGAAAUUUUUGGAUUCCAAACAAAAUCUAUCUUUAACAAGGAGGUUUGUCGCUUGGUUAUCAACUUUGAGCAAGUUUCAAAUUCAGUUGUUGAAAUCUGGGCCAGGCACUUGCAUGAAAAAAUGGAGGCUGAUGGAGGGGACAUGCCAGUUCAGUUUGGCACUUCUGCUGCCAUAGCAAUACCAAAGAAGGCAUCACACCAAGCGAUUACAAGAAGGUCACAAUAUAUAGCCGAUCUUUUGGAUAUUUCCUUGCCUGGGCAAAUGACUUUAAUCCCCUAUAAUACCGGGAAUCAUUGGGUGCUGGUUGCUAUCGACAUGAUGGCUCAAACAGUCUACUACCUAGAUUCAAUAGGAGGAAUUCCAACGAAAGAUUUGGAGGAAAUAGUGAACCAAGGGGUGACGAUUAAUCAUGCCCAAAAAUCUAAGACAAGGUUGAAUUUGAAAUGGGUGAGAGUAAUGUGUCCUAAACAAACAGGAGUCGUUGAGUGUGGUUACUUCUUGAUGAAGUAUAUGAAGGACAUUGUAUCAGACGUGAAUCUGUUGAAACGGAAUUUCUCUACAAUCAAGGAGUAUACCGAAGAUGAUAUUUUACGUGUGCGUGAGGAGUGGGCUUUGUAUGCUGCUACUUUGAUAAAAAAUUUGCAAGCGGAUCCUACAAAGGCUUGAUGAUAUGCACGGGGAGAUGCAUUUCGGAUUAUAUUGUUGAUGGUCGGUGUUAAUUAUGUCAUCUAUGUAGAAUGUAGAGGCAGGCAGCUGGUCACACUUUUGAUAACUAAACAUUGGUACUUGUUGGGAAUGUGACUUCGUUUGUAUUUUAGCAUCUUCAAUGAUGCUUGGUAGUAGUUUUUUUGCUGGAUUCUAUAGCCGCUUUUUUUGCAAGAAUUGUAUGGCUAUUUUUUUGCGGGAAUGUUGCUGGAAUUUUGCUACAUCUUUUAUCCAGUGGUAGGAAAUGUAAAUGAACAAGAAUAUGAAGUUGUUACUGAAUA
Cuscuta epithymum is the source of this 2172-nucleotide messenger RNA. NCBI's taxonomy places the organism in Eukaryota, Viridiplantae, Streptophyta, Magnoliopsida, Solanales, Convolvulaceae. The record is from the annotation of a GenBank genome assembly.